AUGGCUAAGUCUUAUUCUUUGGUUCCUUUGGCCCUUUUCACAAUCUUCUUUGUACAUGCCCUAGCUCGCACUCCCCUUGACUCAAGGUGGUACGAUGCCCAUGCAACCUUUUACGGUGAUAUGCAAGGCGCUGAAACCAUGCAGGGAGCUUGUGGUUAUGGUGAUCUCUUUCAACAAGGGUAUGGACUUGAAACCGCGGCACUAAGCACUGCAUUAUUUAACGAAGGCUAUAGUUGUGGUGCAUGUUUUGAGAUCAAAUGUGUCAAUGACCCCCGAUGGUGUGUAAAAAAUGUGAACUCAAUCACCGUUACUGCAACAAAUUUUUGUCCUCCCAAUUAUAACAAACCUGAUGGCAAUUGGUGUAAUCCUCCACUUAAACACUUUGACUUGAGCAUGAAAAUGUUUACAACUAUUGCCAUCUACCAAGCAGGUAUCGUCCCUGUUCAAUAUCGACGUGUUCCUUGCGUCAAAAGUGGUGGUGUUAGGUUUGAACUUAGAGGAAACCCUUAUUUCUUAAUGGUUUUGGUAUACAAUGUGGCCAAUGCUGGUGAUGUUUUACGUGUUUUUAUCAAAGGAUCUAAUACAGAUUGGGCUCAAAUGACACGUAAUUGGGGACAAAUUUGGCAUACAGGAAUAAAUUUGGUUGGACAAGAUUUAUCUUUCUGGGUUACUACAAGUGAUAAAAAAGCUUUAGAGUUUGUUUCUGUUAUUCCUUCCAAUUGGCAAUUUGGACAAACUUAUCAAGCUUCCAGAAAUUUUUAGAUCAGUUGAAUUUAGGUUACAAUUAAAAAAAUCAUUAUGUAUUUCUUUUGUUACGAAUGGAAAAAGUUUUAUGUAAUUUAAAUUCUAGUAUUUUUGGCACCAGUU
Molecule: messenger RNA, 867 nt
Organism: Trifolium pratense (red clover)
Lineage: Eukaryota; Viridiplantae; Streptophyta; Magnoliopsida; Fabales; Fabaceae
Product: expansin-A23-like
Exons: 2
Coding region: 1-762 (253 amino acids)
Biological process (GO): plant-type cell wall organization
Cellular component (GO): extracellular region
Source: RefSeq, a predicted model, not a curated record